This is a messenger RNA of Enterobius vermicularis (human pinworm), 753 nucleotides long. The record is from the annotation of a GenBank genome assembly. NCBI's taxonomy places the organism in Eukaryota, Metazoa, Nematoda, Chromadorea, Rhabditida, Oxyuridae.
AUGUUUCGGAAUCAGUAUGAUAGCGAUGUUACAGUAUGGAGCCCACAGGGAAGGCUACAUCAAGUAGAUUACGCCGUAGAAGCAAUGAAGCAAGGAAGUGCAACAGUUGGGAUAAAGAGUGAGACUCAUGCAGUUUUAGUCGCCUUAAAGAGAGCCGCAAAUGAACUGUGCUCACAUCAGAAAAAGGUAUACGAAUUAGAUACUCACGCUGGAGUUUCUAUUGCUGGGUUACUAUCAGAUGGACGCAUACUUGCUCGUUUUUUACAAACAGAAUGUGGUUCAUGGAGAUGGGUGUACAGAUGUCCCGUCCCGAUCCACGUCCUUAACAAUCGGAUUCAACUAAAAUUACAAGCUAAUACUCAGCACUAUGGUCGUCGUCCGUUCGGUGUUGGUCUAGUAAUCGCUGGUUAUGACGUAACUCACAUAGUGAAAACAGAUCCCUCCGCUGAGGUAGUUGAAACCUUUGCUACUUCAAUUGGUGCCCGUUCGCAAAGUGCCCGGACUUUUCUUGAAAGACAGUUAGAUAAAUUUCCUGAUGCUAGCGUAGAGCAGUUGGUUGAAUUUGCUUUGUUGGCAUUAAGAGACACUUUACCCGCGGAAGACAACCUGACAAAAAAAAAUACCACCAUCGCUGUAGUUGGUAAAGGAACGCCGUUCACAGUUAUGGACGAUGAAGAAGUACAGCCAUUUUUGAAUCGCAUUGCUGAAAUGCCUAGAGCGGGUGUACAUGCUGAGGCUAGGACCAACGAAUGA